CAAAAAUGUAGCCGGCAUUUUGCCAGCUCCCAUUCCACUGAGAGUGUCCCAACACAUGCCCGCCUCAGGCCUGCUUGCUUCCAUGCUUUCUCUCUGCUGAGGUGCUGUAGGGUGCGGUGCCAGAAAUGAAAGGGCUGCUGCCAGUAUGCGCCAAACCCGAGCUCCUUCAAUACCACUAUGAUCAUCAGCUUUCGUCCGAAGUCGCCUCCUCGGAGCGAGGUUGCAUGCAAGGUACCCGACACUAGUACCUGAGCAGCUGCCAAAGCAACCCUGAAAGCCUGGUUUUGUCUGCUCAGAGAGAUUGCUCAGUACGUCGCAUGACGGCGCUUAGAGGUCCCCCUAUCUCCGAUGCCAACAGGAAACGUCAGAGGUUAGACGCCUGCCUACUUGCUUUGAAGCUUGACAACCCUUGAUGGCGAUCACGUUCUGGAAGCCUACAAGGAACACGUGCGGCCAACAAGCAAGCUCCGUUGGGCCGAAGUCGAGGCAACGGGAGCGAAUAAAGAAGGAGAAUAACCAACUUAUUCCAAACAGCCAUAUCACCUGCGACAAUAAAAGAAAGAAACUCUCGCAACCUUCACCACGAGAGAGCUCAGGAAAAAAUGGAAUGAUAACGUCCAAUUACGGUCCGGAGCGUAACCAGUGAUGGAGAGAGCGCUUGGCCUAAUCGGGGGUUACGAGGCAGGGACAGGGGAGGUUGCGAUCCAGCGCGUGGACCUGUAAGAGGUCUCGAUACGUGAUCCUUGACAUUUGCCCAGGGGUAACAGACCUGCCUUGACUUGACUCGGCGGGGGGGGGGGUGCAUUCAUUUUUGACACUCUCACUGACAGCACCAUGAACUUCCAUGAAGCAGCCAGGGGCCUCAGCUGUUCUGCGCUGCCGUGGAAGAAAAUGAUUGAUGUUGCUUUCAUCCAACGCUGUGCUGUCACUGCAAGAUGGACCUGUCUGGCAGCGGUCCCGCGGCAUACAUUCCGGGCUUCUUCUUGAUCGCCUUCCGCGCCGGCUCCUCAGAUUCCAAGAUCGGAUCUUCCUCCAUGGGGUCGCUCCCGGCCGAAUGCCACCCUUUUGCGCAUGAACCACUGACAACCCUGGGCCAGACUGCCAGAAUACUACCACUUCUCGAGAUCCAAGGAGGGACGAACAAAGAAACCAGCACGCCCCCCCAAAUCCGACCCUCGAGCGAUGAGGCGUCGUCGUGGUCAAAGCCGUCGCUCCGCUACAACGAUACUACACCCCCCCUAUACUUGGCUCUCCUAUAGAUGCUCAUUGCCGUACCACAUCAACAAUGCGGUACGCGACUGCGUAUCUGAGACGACGGGUAUCGACAAGAUGGCUGUCAAAGCUGCCCAGCCGGGCGCCGGAUUGGCAGGGCAGUUGGAGGAUCGGGCCUACCUUGGUACCCGUAUAUACUAACCAACUUGGGGAUCAACGGAAGAACUGGGGGCAUCUCCACCGAAGCUUGGUAGAAGCUGGCAAGGAAGAAUUGGACCUUCUUCUUUCCGAAGAGCCAAAUGCUGCAAACGGUGUUUCAGGCUUUGGCAAUGAUCAAAGGAUGAAUUAGCCCGGAGGCCCCUGGGAGAGGGAGGGGACAGCAUAUCCAUUUUUCCAAAUUUUUUUCUCCGAAUUUUUGCUAAGGUAGGUAUUCUGCCAUCCAGACACUGGCAGUUGUCGGUGUUUGGCAGCUCCUGCAGGUUGCACGGUCGGUACCUUCCUUGUCCGGCUGCUCUCAUUGUGACUCCGAGUGCCGUCGUUCCUGGCGGCAGCUGCAGAAGAAUAAAGAGUGGUUUCAACAACAAGUGAAGGCGCAACCUUCUCCAUUAAUAUGUGCUCUUUGCCCUGGUCUCGCCACUGCCUUAACACUGGACCCCUCCCCUUUCCCCCAUGUCCAUGUCCAACUUCCACAUCACGGGCAGUCUCCAGAACGACUUUGUCUCCAAUAUAACUCGACGAACUUCCUUUUCCCUGAAUCAACCUCGGCCAGCCAGCAGGAGUCCAGUCCUCGGCUACCGUUCCCACAAAUCUUCGAGACCCCUUCCUGACAUCUGCCUCGCCGUUCCGCACUCGGCUGGCUUCCCGGAACCCGCGUCUGACACCACCAGAAGGGACCCUUUCUUUGCCACCUUCUUUUUCGCAUAGCCAACCGCACCAGACACCAGCUUGGGUCUUCUGGGGAACCCGGUCACCGGUGAAGUAAUAACGAAGAACAAGAAGAAGGAAAAAAAGAAAAAAAAAAAAAAGGAAAAGUCACCUACAGGGAGCAGCGCCGUGAAGCAGGUCAACCUAGCCGCAGCCUUCCGUCUACCUACCUCACCUACCUAUGGCCCGUCCCUAGCGUGCAAUACAAGCCUACCUACCUGCCACUGCCGGCAGCCAUCAGCAUCACCUCGAUCCUGCUCGGCAUCUUCCUCGUGGCACAGAAACUGCACUGGCUGCUGCUGCCGCCGCGCCAUUUGUUAUCAAACACCUCUUAGUUCUCGCGGGUACAAGGGGCUGAGAUCUGCCAGCUGAAUGGCCAAGAUAGGACCACUGGUGGUGCUUAUCCUGCAAUCCGGCAAUAGCAGCAAGCCAAACGAUCAUCCCUUGGUUCACCACUGCGAGCACGCCCUUUGGCCCAGCAUCAGGAACGACCUGCUCCAUUCCUGAAAAAGAAAAGACAAAGGCCAACAUCUGCUUAGCGGAUUACCUUAAUUAGACAAGACCUGGAGUGAUCACUUACCCUGUGCGGCUCAUCAUAGGCGCUGCAGGCACCUCACCUAUUUCCCCACGGCCACCCACCACCAAGACAAAAAGCUCCCUCCUUUCCCAACCAGGAGCACGUCACAACCCACAUGCCACUUGGAAGCCUCUGACAUCUUCCAUACCUUUCACACGCACACAUCUCUCGCGCCCGACGGUCCCGAUCUCGAAUUCACUGUCGCCGUCGACUGCACUCACCAGCCAAAGCUGCCGGAACGUCGCACAGGAGCUUCCAAAAACAGCAACUGCGGGAUUCCCUGCCCUGGCCACACUCAACCAUACAACAGUACCUCGAUCAGGUCAGGUACAAAAGUUUGGGGUGUGAGCCGUGUCUUCGACGCGGCCUACCAAACUCGCCUUGGGUGUCCGGUUCCAUUCCAGCCAGCCAGCUCUCGCUUCGUUUCCUUCGUGCACUGCAGGAAUCUCUCCACGCUGCAGCCAGCUGCGGACUUCCACUGGAAACCUCCUUCUCACGCCCCCUCCUCCUCCCUCCCUCUGCCCUUCCCGGGCACCCACCUACGACACGCGCAUCUACCCUCACAUCCACCUCCACCGCAUUCACAACCACAACCAUAACCACCCUCCAGACCGGCCGGCUACUCAGCCAGUCUACCUCGGUCUUCUUGCAGCGCACUGUGGCUGCUGGCCAUACUCUCGGCAUCCACAUAUAGCCCGAGCUUUGCUUUGCCGUGUCAACCCUUGCAGGAACAAAAGCAAGAACAGUUGCUGUACUUGGCAGUUGAACGCUGCCGCUGCCUGACAGCUUCUUGGACGGAUCAAGGCCACCACUCAGACCUGAAAGGGGUGUAUUUUAAUCGCCAGUCACAUCGCUUGGAUCUCCUUCGCCCCAGGCGCCGCCGACCACAAGAUCAACACCUCCAUUGGUCCGCAUGCUACUCGCUACCUGUCAACCGUCCCGUUUUAUCUGUAUCGCCGCCAAACGCCGUAGCUCUUCUCCCUCCUUGGUCCGCCGUCAUAUCUGAACCAAAGGAGCCCAUCACUUGUCUUUCCGUCCCGGACCGCAAACAAAGCCCUUGUAAUUCGGCACCAUCUUGGACACCAGAACCGCCCAGGCUCGAAAGCUUAACACUAUGUCAUAAGAGCCCCUUGGAGUCCAAAUCAGCACAAGCCGUUUUGCAGUGAGGGUAGCUCGACAUCGUUGCAAUAUCUGGCUUCUGGAACCUUGGUCGCGGACCCGCAAGUAAUAAUCCAUUACCCGCUUGCCACCCGUUGUCUUGUCCGAAGCUCAAGACGACCCCGGUAUCUCUCUGACCAUUUCAGGCGCGAACCAGGGCAGCAGCUGUCGUACAUGGCAGUCGUUGCUCCGCCACCCCUAUUAAAAUCGAAGUUGGACCUCUGGGAAUCAAGCGAAUCCGCUAUAUAUCCUGCCGUACCACCUUCAGCGCCCAUGACAGACAUAAUGUCAUACCAAUAUCCGCCGCCGCCUCAAAACGGCGCUGACAUGGACAUGUCGCCAUCGGGAUACUAUCCCAACUAUUCAGUCUCUUCACACACAUCAUCAGGAAUGGAUUCGGGGGUCCCAUCCAGAGACCGUUCAGACUCGAUGAGAAUCAAAAGGUCACUAUCGACGCCGGCCGUCGGCCCAUCUCCAUCCCAGGCCCCGGCACCCCAAUCCACGGCAUCGCAGCAGUCGACAGCCCAAGGCCAGGACCCGCUUGGGCUGGCAGGAGAAAAGAGAAGAAACAAGCUUGGCUAUCAUCGGACAUCAGUCGCAUGUGGCCACUGCCGCCGGCGGAAGAUUAGGUGUAUACCUUCCCAAAACGACGUGCAGGGUCGAUGCAUGAACUGCAUUCGACUCAAAAAGGACUGCAGUUUCUUCCCAGUAGAUCAACAACCACCUCCAGACACGAGACAAAAGUCGGCGUCGAGGUCGUCUGUUGGACCCAAAAUCGCUUCAGCCUCUUCAUCGCCGGCCAUGCAGAGUGGAAUGCCGUCCGACAUGCAUGGACAACAGCCCUAUUCCCAACUCACCAUACCAUCAAUGCCUCCGCCGAUGAAGCCAGCUGGCUCCGAAGCCUACACCCCUGAUACCAAGAUCCCUUCGAGCGCUUCGAGCUCUCGAGCGUACGAUUAUGGGCAGUCCGGGAUAACAAACUGGAUGGCAGAUGCUAGCCCGAGCUCCUCUAAACCGAGCGAUUUGAGUACCAACUGGCGAACUUAUCCGGCUGAAUCCCCCAUAACGCCGGCUUUUUCCCCAUACACGCCACACGCACCGCCUCCAUCCGCAACCUGGUCAACGCCCGUAGGCUCCGAGCCUGCUCGUGACGAUCUGGCCUGGUCAUCGUCGUACCCGGCGCCGCCACCCCGAUCAUUGUCCUUUGGUGCCGAGAGCGUCUCGAGUCAAAGCCAGUACCCAUCGAUUUCGCAUGUCAGCAACCACUCGAGUCGAGAUUACAGUCGAAAAGCCAGCUCCAUGUCUACCGACAUGUAUCCUGCCCCCAUCUCAACCGCAAUUCCCGGCGUUGAUACGACUCCCGGAUCGACGCCAACUCAUGGUCUGGCGCUUUCCGCUGGGGCUGCCCCAUCAUCUGCCUAUGGAACCUGGCAGCAGCCAUACCCAUAUUCCAAACCCAGUGAUGGUUAUGGGGGAGCGUGGGUAUAUCAAGAAUCGGGGCAUCCAGGAGAUCAGCAUUCGACUGAGCACGCCUAUUAUGAGCGAUAGAACCAGCGGAUCUCAUUAUGUGGUGGAUAGGCUGUGGUCUAUGCUGAGCUUGUUGACCAGCAUAAAUGGUUGUGUGAAAUUAGGCGGGCGGGAAUUGGGAUUGUGUGUGGCACUAUUCGCCAUUUCGACUGUCAGCCGCGGGGCUGCGCCUUGGUUUUAUCGACAAAGUGCCAUCCAGCUUCUCGCACACCUUCAACACUCUUCAUGUCGCGGCUCUUUCGGGUCAGUCGGUGCGAUUCCUGGAACUUCUCAAACAGGUUGUGCGCGAUGCAAGUUCUUCAAUCGGGAAGUUGGGUCUGAGCGCAAACCUUCUUUGGACGCCAAAUCGGGCGACUUGCGACACACAACACACCACAUGAGACCUCGGGUGUACCCAUGAAAGGCUCUCCAUCUGCAAGUUUUGAGCAUACGACGAAAGAUCGAUGGCUUGUGACCCGAUCACACGAAAUGUGGCUGACAGCAAGGAUGCGAACCGAGCGCCUUGUCCACCACAGUUCACCUCGUCGGCCUCCGCAGCCCCAACUUUAAGUCCGGCCGACAACGAUCAUGACGGGGCAUAUUUUUGAUCAAACCAGGAGGCGGUGGAAAGAGAGAUUGGUGAUUAUUGACACAGAACCGAGUGAAGCAGCAGUUUACUCAUCUUACCCCUUUUGAUCAAGAAAAGACUUGGGCCAGUGUGAUGAUGAUUGCCAACACCAGCUCGGCAUAUGACUCGCCAUCACCAGAUUCAGUAGCGCGAUCCAUAAAAGCCGGGCAACUAUAUAUCAACGGGCCGUGUCGUGGAGCAGGCGGAAACCGGGCGGAACGGCACGGGACGGGAGACUGACGGGAGUGCCCACACCUUCAUCUAUCCGGUGAGAGCAGAUGCUUCCGGGCUGGUCACACGGCGGUAAACCAGACACACCGGUUCGGUGCAUUGCCCCAAGGUGGAAGGACGUUACACGAGAAAAAAAAAGGGACGCCACGCGAUAAACGUGGGGGGAACACUGGGGAAUAAUAUGACUCGUCGACAACAGCACAAGUGCGGCCAACACACCUGGGUUAGAAAUCGGAAUCACGAUCGGGGUGGUCAAAUUGCAUCUUUGAGGGCAUUGGGAGAAGGUUGUGGAAAACAAAUACAUGGGGCAUCAAUCAGGGUCAUGACUUUUUUUCUUGUUCUUUGUUCGCUUCUAUUUUCGCGGAUUUUACUGUGGUUUUGUUCUUUUUCAUUUGUGUUUUUUGAUAUAUGAGUUUUUAUUUUCCGAGUUGAGACGCUGUCAUCUGUAUGAUGGGACUAAAUAGCGGGUUUGAGGUUAUGGGGAAGGCAAAUUUGAUGUGGAAAGUGGAACAUGGAAAAUGGAUGGGUUGUUUGUUUGUUGUUUACAUAUUAUAUAUACAUUCUGCUGCUAAACAUGCAGUGGUGUUUUUCUGACGCCGAAGCGUUCUGCAUCUUUUAGGUUGAAUGGAACUGAAGAUGUGUUUUAUGUUGAGCUUUGUGUUUUGAAUACCGCUGGGUUUAUAGAUGUGCAGAUGGGAAUGAGGUCAAACGAUGAAUUACAUGCCUCGAAUGUGAGUGGAUAUAUAUAAAUGUCUUGAAGUUGUGGGAUGAGAUGGAAAAGAGAUGAAUGCUAGAUGAGUUUUUCUGCAGAGCAGUGAAUUGGUUGUUGACA
Messenger RNA from Podospora pseudopauciseta, 7068 nucleotides. RefSeq lists its product as uncharacterized. The transcript is spliced from 5 exons. The record is from RefSeq and is a predicted model, not a curated record. Gene Ontology annotation, biological process: regulation of DNA-templated transcription. Lineage: Eukaryota; Fungi; Ascomycota; Sordariomycetes; Sordariales; Podosporaceae. The coding region runs from base 4046 to 5419 and encodes 457 amino acids. Gene Ontology annotation, molecular function: DNA-binding transcription factor activity, RNA polymerase II-specific; zinc ion binding.